Molecule: messenger RNA, 2055 nt
Organism: Vigna unguiculata (cowpea)
Lineage: Eukaryota; Viridiplantae; Streptophyta; Magnoliopsida; Fabales; Fabaceae
Product: pectinesterase 4-like
Biological process (GO): cell wall modification
Molecular function (GO): enzyme inhibitor activity; pectinesterase activity
Source: RefSeq, a predicted model, not a curated record
ACAAAUAAUAAUAAAGAAUAAACAGGGAAGGGAAAAGCAUAUAUCCCUCCCAAUAAUCCUUUCUCUCCGAUUUGACCUAUUAAUUCAUCUCCUUCGGAGGGAAUCAACCAAUAAAGAGGAACCCAGAAAAAGGAAAAAAAUGUCCGGUAAAGUACUCGGUCCCGCAAUUUCGCUCGUCCUUGUGGUGGGUGUUGUCAUUGGCGUGGUUGCCGUAGUUCAGAGCCCGAAGCCAGACGCGAACAGCACAGGAGAACUGAAAACCACGACCAGAGCUGUGACAGCGUUGUGCCAAGACUCAGACGACCCAAAACUGUGCCACAAUGUGCUUUCCUCUGCAAACAGCUCAGACCCUAAGGAUUACAUUGUCACCGUGGUGAAAACCUCGAUGGACAGUGUCAUAAAAGCCUUCAACAUGAGCGACAAGCUCACGGUGGAGCACGGCAAUACCAGCCAGGGAAUGAAGAUGGCCCUCGACGAUUGCAAGGAUUUGUUGCAAAGCGCGAUGCACGAACUCGAAGCCUCAGGCGUGUUGAUCAAAGAGAGCAACAUCUCGGACGUUACCGACCGCAGUGCCGAACUCAAGAACUGGUUAGGUGCUGUGGUGGCCUACCAGCAAUCUUGCCUCGACGGCUUCGACACCGACGGCGAGAAGAAGGUUCAGGAACAGUUGGAGGCCGGUAGCUUGGACAACGUUGGAAAGCUCACUGGAUUGGCACUUGAUGUCGUGUCAGGGAUUGCAAAGGUUCUUCAAUCCAUGGACUUGAACUUGGCCUUGAAACCAGCCUCUCGUCGCCUUCUUGAUGUUGAUCAAGAAGGGUACCCCACUUGGCUCACCGCUGCUGAUCGCAAGCUCAUGGCUGGAGAACCAGUUAUCCCCCAUGCUACAGUGGCUCAGGAUGGCAGCGGCCAAUUCAACACCGUUCUUGAUGCCAUCAACUCCUACCCCAAGAAUCACCAAGGAAGAUUCAUCAUCUACGUCAAGGCUGGCGUCUAUAACGAGUACAUCCUUGUUGACAAGAAGAAGUUGAACCUUCUCAUCUACGGCGAUGGCCCCACCAAGACCAUCAUCACCGGACGCUUAAACUACGCCGAGGGUACCAAGACAAUGAGAACCGCCACCUUCUCCACUGUUGCUGAGGAUUUCAUGGCAAAGUCCAUUGCAUUCGAGAACACCGCUGGAGCAGCCGGACAUCAAGCAGUGGCUCUCCGUGUACAGGGUGAUCGCUCAGUCUUCUUCGAUUGCGCAAUGCGCGGUUACCAAGACACUUUGUACGCACACGCCCACCGUCAGUUUUACCGCAACUGUGAAAUCUCUGGAACAAUCGACUUCAUCUUCGGGUACGCCACCGCCUUGAUCCAGAACUCGAAGAUCCUGGUGAGGAAGCCCGACGCAAACCAACAGAACAUAGUGGUGGCUGAUGGAACACAACAGAAAAACAUGCCCACUGGAGUUGUCCUCCAGAACUGCGAGAUCACCGCCGACCCUACACUCUUCCCUGAGCGGAUGGUAGUGAAGACAUACCUUGCAAGGCCAUGGAAGGCAUUCUCCAGGGCAGUGUUCAUUGAGAACGUGAUCGGUGACUUGAUCCAGCCAGAGGCCUACAUUCCAUGGAACCCUGCAACUGAGCCCAACACCCAAGACUGCUACUUCGCUGAAUUUGGGAACACUGGACCUGGUUCCGUUGCUAACGCAAGGGCACCCUUCAGCAAAGGUCUCAUCAGCAGGGAGGAGGCCGCACAAUUCACCGCUGAGCCCUGGCUCCAAGCUAGCACCUGGUUGCCUGCCACCGGCAUUCCUUAUGACGCCAGCUUCACCAAAGCUUAAGUUAACGUAGCUCAGACACACGCCAACGUUAAUUGCUUCUUUUCAUUCUUUUUUAUUCUAAUUCUUUUCAUUCUUUUUUUAUUCUAACCAUUUCCUUUUAGCUUAUGCCAAUACACAUCAAGAUCGAUUUGGUAGGCUAGAUAUUUUCUGUAGCUAUGUAGCCAAAAUUGAUCCCUCAACUUGUUUGAGAUGUGAUUGUAAUCGUUAAUUAUAAAUUCAAAUUAAUUCUU